UCCCCGCAGUUGAGUCAGAAUAAGGGAAAAGAAUCAAAGCAUGCUUUCCCAUUCACUGGAUGGCAAAUUCCGCCACUUCUGUCAAGAAUCGUUACUCGUUAACCAUCUUCUUGUUCCUUGUUUUGUUCCUCUUAACCAUUUUCCUUUUCAGUAAACGCGCUCUCGAGCCUCCGCUCUCCCUCUACAGAGAUUUCUUUCCACAAACCAAUGUUCACCUUUCCACGCCCGAUUCCAUCCCUUCGGACACCCCUUACCAACUCAUAUCUCUAAUUUCUGAAAACGGUUCCAAUGCAAUUUCUGGGGAAGUCCCUGUUGGAAAAGAGGAAGACGCCAUUUCUGAUUUUGAGUUUGUUGGUGCAUCCACCCAACUGCCGACAUCUCCGUCUUCUCCAGACAGAACUGUAGAAUCUAAAGCUUAUGAUGAGUCAAUUAAUGAGCAAAUCUCAAGCGAAGAUAAGGAAGACCAAGUUCCUUAUUCUGAGCCUGUUGUCACUCUGGGUGACAAUGGUGCUCAUAAAUUGAUUCAGAAUGGUAAACAUUGUGAUUUGUACACGGGAACUUGGGUUAAGGACGAGGAAUACCCAAUUUAUAGACCGGGUUCUUGUCCAUAUGUUGACGAGGCUUUUGAUUGUCAAAUCAAUGGAAGGAAAGAUUCGGAUUAUCUUAAAUGGCGAUGGAAGCCGGAAACUUGUGAUCUUCCCAGGUUUAAUGCAACAGAUUUCUUGACAAGAUUGAGAGGUAAGAGGCUGAUGUUGGUUGGAGAUUCCAUGAACCGGAACCAGUUUGAAUCAAUGCUAUGCCUGCUCCGAGAAGGCCUGUCUGAUAAAAGCAGAAUGCGUGAAAUACAUGGCCACAAAAUAACAAAGGGAAGAGGCUAUUAUGUCUUCAAAUUUAUGGAUUAUAACUGUUCAGUGGAGUUUGUGAGGUCACAUUUCCUUGUAAGGGAAGGGGUUCGCAUCAAUGCACAGGGAAACUCAAAUCCAACUUUAUCCAUUGACCGAAUUGACAAGACAUCAGGUCGGUGGAAGCGGGCGAACAUUCUUGUUUUUAAUACUGGGCACUGGUGGACUCAUGGAAAAACUGCUCGUGGGAAAAAUUACUAUAAAGAAGGUGAUUAUCUCUAUCCACAGUUUGAUGCAGUUGAGGCUUACAGAAGGGCUCUGAGGACCUGGGCAAAGUGGAUUGAUGGGAAUGUAGAUCCUGUGAAGCAGUUGAUCUUCUAUCGAGGAUAUUCAUCUGCUCAUUUCAGAGGUGGGGAUUGGGACUCGGGAGGGUCAUGUAAUGGGGAGACUGAACCAAUAUUGAAAGGGGCCAUACUCAAUAACUACCCUUUGAAAAUGAAGAUAGUGGAGGAGGUAAUCCGGGAAAUGCAGAUCCCAGUGAAACUAUUAAAUGUGACAAAGUUGACCAAUUUUAGAAAGGAUGGACAUCCAUCAGUCUAUGGCAAAAAUCUGACUGCAGGGAGAAAAAUUUCCACAAGGCGGCAAGACUGUAGCCAUUGGUGUCUUCCAGGGGUUCCUGAUGCAUGGAAUGAGUUGAUAUAUGCCACACUGGUUUUUGGACAAACAGUUUCCAUGAGUUAGAACAACAAUGCAUGUUUUCCUUCUAUACAAAUUAUGUUUUUGACAAAAUAAUGAACACUUUUUUGGUUGUAUAAACUAUGGUUGUUCAAGUCGUGCAACAGCAUCCUCUGACAACCACCCUGAUGAUGUGAAGAAAAAUCUGCAUAUGGUUCGCAUUUAUGUGUAUUGUUCCAAAUGUUUGAAUGUCAUAUGCACAUGUACGAACAUCCGUAUGGGGGAGAAGAUUUUAGCUGAUGAUGUUGGUGAAAUUACCA
This is a messenger RNA of Hevea brasiliensis (rubber tree), 1837 nucleotides long. Its product is annotated as protein trichome birefringence-like 5. Gene Ontology annotation, molecular function: O-acetyltransferase activity. The record is from RefSeq and is a predicted model, not a curated record. The transcript is spliced from 5 exons. NCBI's taxonomy places the organism in Eukaryota, Viridiplantae, Streptophyta, Magnoliopsida, Malpighiales, Euphorbiaceae. Bases 60 to 1583 code for a protein of 507 amino acids. Gene Ontology annotation, cellular component: Golgi apparatus.